AUGCAUACGACACGAUACACGGAUAUCUCAAUCACAUUGUCGCAGUUUCUAUUAAAACUCGCGGGUGUCUGGAUGACAGUGAAUAACACCGAAGAACGUCGGAGAAGACUCACUAUGGCGUUUACUGCCGUCAUACAUGUUUACGGAUUAUAUCUAAAUCUCGGCGAUGCUUAUUACACGUGGAACGAUUUGAGCCAUUGUACCUUCUUGCUCUCUAAUACAUUAUGCAUCGCAUUGGCGAUGUUCAAGCUUUUGAUAUUAAAUUUUCGCAGAACGGAAUUUAAGGAUUUAAUUUUAUUUGCACAACAAAAUUUUUGGCAUUUCAAGUACGACCAUGAUGAGAAAAUACUUUUCAUGAAGUGCCGAAAAUUGUGCAAGCUGUGGACCAUAACGGCAUGUUCUUUCACGCAAGCCUCCUUGGCAUUUUACAUAAUUACGCCAAUCUGCGCGAAUAUCGGAAAAAACAAAUCGGAUAGGGUACUUCCGUUCAAAAUGUGGGUCGAUCUGCCGCUAAGCGUGACACCAUAUUACGAAAUUAUGUUCGUUAUUCAGCUAGCGACUGUGCAACAAAUCGGUGUAACGUAUUUGUGCAGCGACAACUUCUUAUGCAUACUGAAUAUGCACGUGAUCUGCCAAUUCCGCAUGCUCCAUAACAGACUUUUGAAUUUAUGGAAGAUCAUCGACCAGCAAACGGAUAAGAUCGAUUACGCCGACAAGUGUUACAUAGCGUUGAAAAAAUGCAUUCGGCAGCAUCAAUCGUUGAUCAAAUUCUGCGAGAAGCUCGAGUAUGUUAAUACGUUACCGAUCUUCGGCCAUGUAGUGGUCUUUAGCUUGCUAAUGUGCUUCGACACGUACGAGAUACUUUUGGCAAAUGUAACCGCUGGUACACGACUGAUCUUCGUGUUCCACAUGGUCGGUAGCUUUAUCCAUAUAAUUUUCUUCACGUACACUUGCCACGGCUUAAUGGAGGAAAGUUCGAAUAUUAGCUUGGCAACGUACUCAGGCUGGUGGACGAUUCUGCCAAUGACCGAAACUGGCAGAAUGUUACGAGAAGACGUGAAGGUGAUGAUGAUGAAAUCAAUGCGACCAUGCUGUCUGACCGCUGGUGGAUUUUUUCCUAUAUCUUUGGAAACAUCUACCGCGCUGAUGAGUACUACAAUGUCAUACUUUACGCUCAUGAGGGAAUCAUCUGUGAAAAAUGCGGAUAAAUAAUCCAUCAU
Molecule: messenger RNA, 1220 nt
Organism: Bombus pyrosoma
Lineage: Eukaryota; Metazoa; Arthropoda; Insecta; Hymenoptera; Apidae
Product: odorant receptor 30a-like
Exons: 6
Coding region: 1-1212 (403 amino acids)
Biological process (GO): sensory perception of smell; detection of chemical stimulus involved in sensory perception of smell
Cellular component (GO): plasma membrane
Molecular function (GO): odorant binding; olfactory receptor activity
Source: RefSeq, a predicted model, not a curated record